GUGGCGGAGCAGAGAGGCGGAGUCCCCCAUGGCCCGUGAGCUGGGCAUUCCGCUGGACACAGAACACGCCACACGCACCCGGGCCUCGGCUACAGUGGAGCGAAAGUCACUGCUCCACCAGUGAGAAUACGCGCGAAUGUGGAAUGGUUGACGCUUCUUCAAGGAGCGGUCUGAACUGCGAGACACGGAGUUUUAUGUCUUUUUGAGGUUGUCGCCUUAUUUCUUCCUCACUCAACUGCACCAUGGUGAUCAUGUCAGAGACCAGCGGGGCUCAGUCCAGCUCUGCCCAGGGACGGCCACUGCAGGUGGGCUUCUACGAAAUCAUCCGCACCCUGGGAAAAGGAAACUUUGCAGUGGUGAAGCUGGCCAAGCAUAAAGUCACCAAAACACAGGUGGCUAUAAAGAUAAUUGAUAAGACCAGGCUAAAUCCAUCCAACCUGGAGAAAAUCUACAGGGAGGUGCAGAUCAUGAAGCUGCUGAACCACCCCCAUAUCAUUAAGCUGUACCAGGUCAUGGAGACCAAAGACAUGCUGUACAUUGUCACAGAGUACGCAAAGAACGGAGAGAUGUUUGACCACCUCACCUCAAAUGGACGCUUAAGUGAAAGCGAAGCAAGGAAGAAAUUCUGGCAAAUUCUGGCAGCCGUUGACUACUGCCAUCGACACCACAUUGUUCACAGGGACCUUAAAACAGAAAACCUACUGCUGGAUGUCAACAUGAACAUCAAACUAGCUGAUUUUGGAUUUGGCAACUUUUACAACGCAGGGGAGCCUCUGUCAACGUGGUGUGGCAGUCCGCCUUAUGCUGCUCCAGAGGUUUUUGAAGGAAAGGAAUAUGAGGGUCCUGGAUUAGACAUUUGGAGCCUUGGUGUGGUCUUGUACGUUCUUGUGUGCGGCUCUUUACCGUUCGAUGGUCCAAGCCUGCCUGCACUUAGACAGCGGGUGACAGAGGGGCGUUUUAGGAUACCUUUCUUCAUGUCCCAGGACUGUGAAAACCUUAUCCGAAAAAUGCUGGUAGUAGACCCUGCCAAGAGGAUCACUGUAGCCCAGAUCAAGCAGCACCGAUGGAUGUUAGCGGACCCCACGGCUGCCCACCAGAUCCUCAACCACCCACUGACUGAGUAUAACUCGAACCUGGGAGACUACAGUGAACCUGUGCUCAACAUUAUGAAUACACUGGGUAUUGAUCGGCAGAGGACAAUUGAGUCUCUCCAGAGUAGCAGUUACAAUCAUUUCUCCGCCAUUUACUACCUGCUGCUUGAGCGAGUAAAAGACCACCGCAACCAGCAGCUGAGCCGUCAGUGUGGGACCUGGAGCCAGAGACCCCGGAGUACCUCAGACUCCUCCAGCACAGAGGUGACCAUGGAGUCCACAGACAGCUUCAGACUUGCUGCUUAUUCUGCCCCAUCCAAAUCCAGCGCCCCAAUCUACACUCCCGAGGUGGAGAGUGAGCAUGGGGGACUAUUUCAGCGUGUGGUGUUCCCAGUGGAGGCCAGUUUCAAUCGCCUUCUGUGGAAUCGGUCCAUUUCCCCCAACAGCCUCCUAGAGACAAGCAUCAGUGAAGAGGUGCGGCCCCGGGACCUAGAGGAGGAGGAAGCGUCCCAGACUCUUGGACCCCUGCUCCCUCCCACCACCACGUCCCGCAGACACACACUGGCUGAGGUUUCUGCACAGUUUCAUCAAUGCAACCCUCCUUGUAUUGUGGUCAGCCCCUCAGACGGUGCCUCCUCUGACAGCUGUCUGAAGUCGUCCUGCAGUCCCAGCACCGUGUCCCAGGCGGUAGCAGGGGGCAUGUCCGCCCUUUUGACUUCUGGAGCGGAGAAUGGAGCCUUACUGCAGACUGCAGCUCCUCUGGCCCUUUCCUCUCACCUUCUGCCCCAGGCACAGGGUGGCCUCCCUGCCAGCUUCCAGGAGGGCCGCCGGGCCUCGGACACCUCUCUCACUCAAGGCCUCAAAGCUUUCCGUCAGCAGCUGAGGAAAAACACACGCACUAAAGGGCUUCUGGGAUUAAACAAGAUCAAGGGUCUGACGAGGCAGGCCGCGCCUCUGCCCUCCUGCAGUCGCUGCAGCCGAGGGUCACUGGGGCCCGCUCUGUCUGAACAUCGCACCAUGUUGGAGGAGGUGCUGCACCAGCAGAGGAUGCUCCAGAUCCAGCACCAGCCCCACUCUCAGGUCCCAGCAGCUCAGAUCGGACCUACCCAGAAUCCUUUGCUGUAUUUGUCCCCACAGCCGCAGUGUCCUUCCCCUCCUCCAUCAAACAUCUUCACCACAACGUCCAUGUCCACGUCCAUGUUUGACGCCCCCUCUGUCCUGCCCACCCAGGCUGCGUCUGUGCCCCUCCCGCAGCAGCACUCUCCCUGGCAGCCUGCUCUGGAGUCCUGCCCCUCUGUCUGCUCCUCCAUGUCCCCUGUGGCCUCUGCUGCUUACCUUCUCGAGGCCCGUCUCCACAUCAGUCAACAGCCACACCCUCCUCUGCACCUCCAGCCUCAACAACCCAUCCCAACCACAACACAUGUCUUUCCCCUUCACUCCAAACCAGCCAUGUGGGGCACACCAACAAAUGUGGACCCCAACAUGCAAGAUCUGGGCUUGGCUGGACAGCCCCAGCUUAACAGUUGUGUCAUGGUGAAGUAACCCAAGCGUUGAAAAAAAAAGUUUGGACCACAUGUGGCACUCCAAUAAGGACAUGUGUUUUCUUAUAAGCUAUGGACUAAGCAAUAACCAAACCUUUGAUGGAGACACUAAACCUGUAUCCAAAAAGCAAUAAUGAAGAGUUUCUCAUAGACACUGGAGAGAGACAGUAGCGACAUAACUGCUGUACUUGUAUUACUCCAAAACAGGAAGCUACCAUCUUCCUCGUUUUAGGUACAUUUCUGAAUGUGUCUCACUUCCUGUUCUUGUUUUUCCAACAUACUGGACCAGACCAAAUGUUUGUUCUAUUUUUUUUUUCUUUUUACAUUUUUCGCCUUUCUGAAGAGAUGUGUAGCAGUGCAUUGAGCGUACAGCAUAGUGCCCUAAGCUUACACAUACCCAUCCUGAAGGAGUUGAAUUGAAACUGUGACGCUAGCUACGCAAAAUGCUGCUUUUACCUCAAGCUGCGAAAAGACUGCUACAAUCUCAUCAGCCAUAGCUAUAGGAGUUGGCUGAUUUAAGCACAACAAGGUACACUUUCAACGUAGUAGCACCUUACCUGAACACUUUUAGUUCAUUUUAGACAUUUACUACCUCCUCAGGCAACACAGUAACAUUGAAAAAAGAAAAGUUAUUUAUCAGGAUAUGAACAGAACAAAGAUGGGAGCAGUGCAAUAUUUCACACUCUAUUGUGGAUCUACGUAGGACGGUCAAAGUUUCGCCUGAGGUUCCUUUUUCUAUCUGUGACUAGAAGAGGUACUGGUUGUGUAAAACUAAA
This is a messenger RNA of Periophthalmus magnuspinnatus, 3408 nucleotides long. It is a transcript of the gene sik1, whose product is annotated as salt-inducible kinase 1. The coding region runs from base 243 to 2633 and encodes 796 amino acids. Gene Ontology annotation, molecular function: tau-protein kinase activity; protein serine/threonine kinase activity; ATP binding. NCBI's taxonomy places the organism in Eukaryota, Metazoa, Chordata, Actinopteri, Gobiiformes, Gobiidae. Gene Ontology annotation, cellular component: cytoplasm. The record is from RefSeq and is a predicted model, not a curated record. Gene Ontology annotation, biological process: microtubule cytoskeleton organization; protein phosphorylation; intracellular signal transduction. The transcript is spliced from 13 exons.